AUGACCCGUACAGUGUGGCCCGUUACAGCACGCGAACAGCGCGGCCCGUUACAGAACCCGAACAGCGCGGCCCGUUACAGGUCCCUACAGCGUGGCCCGUUACAGCACCUGAACAGCGCAGCCCGUUACAUCACCCAAACAGCGUGGCCCGCUACAGCACCCAUACAGAGCAGCCCGUUACAGCACCCGAACUGCGCGGCCCGUUACAGCACCCUACCCGAACAGCGCGGCCCGCGACAGCACUCGAACAGUGCGGCCCGUUACAACACCCGAACAGCGCGGCCCGUUACAGUUCCCUACAGUGUGGCCAGUUACAGCACCCGUACAGUGCGGCCCGUUACAGCACCCGAACAGAGCGGCCAGUUACAGCACCCGAACAGAGCGGCCCGUUACAGUUCCCUACAGAGCGGCUCGUUGCAGCACCAGAACACACCGGCCCGUUACAUCACCCAUACAGCGUGGCCCGUUACAUCACCCGUACAGCGCGGCCCGUUACAUCACCCGAACAGAGCGGCCAGUUACAGUUCCCUACAGAGUGGCCUGUUGCAGCACCCGAACAGCGCGGCCCGUUACAGCACCCGAACAGAGCGGCCAGUUACAGUUCCCUACAGAGUGGCCCCUUACAUCACCCGUACAGCGCGGCCCGUUACAGCACGCGAACAGCGUGGCCCGUUACAGCACCCGAACAGCGCGGCCCAUUACAUCACCCAUACAGCGCGGCCCGUUACAUCACCCGUACAGCGCGGCCCGUUACAGCACCCGAACAGAGCGGCCAGUUACAGUUCCGCACCCGAACAGAGCGGCCAGUUACAGCACCCGAACAGAGCGGCCCGUUACAUCACCCAUACAGCGUGGCCCCUUACAUCACCCGUACAGCGCGGCCCGUUACAGCACGCGAACAGCGCGGCCAGUUACAGUUCCCUACAGAGUGGCCCCUUACAUCACCCGUACAGCGCGGCCCGUUACAGCACGCGAACAGCGCGGCCCGUUACAUCACCCGUACAGUGCGGCCCGUUACAUCACCUGAACAGUGCGGCCCGUUACAUCACCGAUACAGCGUGGCCCGUAACAGCACCCGAACAGUGUGGCCCGUUACAUCACCCGAACAGCGCGGCCUGUUACAUGACCUGUACAGUGCGGCCCGUUACAGCACCCGAACAGAGCGGCCAGUUACAGUUCCCUACAGAGCCGCCCAUUGCAGCACCCAAACAGAGCGGCCCGUUACAGUUCCCUAGAGUGUGGCCAGUUACAGCACCCGUACAGCGCGGCCAGUUACAGAUCCCUACAGCAUGGCCCGUUACAGCACCCGUACAGCGCGGCCCGUUACAGCACCCGAACAGACCGGCCCGUUACAGCACCCGUACAGCGCAGCCCGUUGCAGCACCCGUACAGAGCGGCCCAUUACAGCACCUGAACAGCACGGCCCGUUACAUCACCCGAACAGCGUGGCCCGCUACAGCACCCAUACAGACCAGCCCGUUACAGCACCCGUACAGCGCGGCCCGUUACAGCACCCGAACAGACCGGCCCGUUACAUCACCCAUACAGCGUGGCCCGUUACAGCACCCGAACAGCGCGGCCCAUUACAUCACCCAUACAGCGCGGCCCGUUACAUCACCCUUACCUCACCCAUACAGCACGGACCGUUGCAGCACCCGAACUGCGCGGCCCGUUACAGCACCUGUACAGCGCGGCCUGGUACAUGACCCGUACAGUGUGGCCCGUUACAGCACCCGAACAGAGCGGCCAGUUAUAGUUCCCUACAGAGCGGCAUGUUUCAGCACCCGAACAGCGUGGCCCGUUACAGCUGCCGAACAGCGUGGCCCGUUACAGCACCCGAACAGAGCGGCCCGUUACAUUACCCGUUCAGCGCGGCGAGUUACAGCACCCGUACAGCGCGGCCCGUUACAGCACCCGAACAGACUGGCCAGUUACAGCACCCGUACAGCGCGGCCCGUUACAGCACCCGUACAGUGCGGCCCGUUACAGCACCCGAACAGACUGGCCAGUUACAGCACCCGUAUAGCGCGGCCCGUUACAGCACCCGAAGAGAGCGGCCCGUUACAUCACCCGUACAGCGAAGCCCAUUACAUCAUCCGAACAGCACGGCCCGCGACAGCCACCCGAAGAGAGCGGCAUGUUACAGCACCCGAACAGCGUGGCCCGUUACAGCCGCCGAACAGCGUGGCCCGUUACAGCACCCGUAUAGAGCGGCCCGUUACAUUACCCGUUCAGCGCGGCGAGUUACAGCACCCGUACAGCGUGGCCCGUUACAGCACCCGUACAGACCGGCCCGUUACAGCACCUGAACAGAGCGGCCAGUUACAGUUCCCUACAGAGCCGCCCGUUGCAGCACCCGAACAGAGCGGCCCGUUACAGCCCCCGAACAGCGCGGCCCGUUACAGCACCCGAACAGAGCGGCCAGUUACAGUUCCCUACAGAGCGGCCUGUUGCAGCACCCGCACAGUGUGGCCCGUUACAUCACCCGUACAGCACGGACCGUUACAGCACCCGAACUGCGCGGCCCGUUACAGUUCCCUACAGAGCCGCCCAUUGCAGCACCCGAACAGAGCGGCCCGUUACAGUUCCCUACUGUGUGGCCAGUUACAGCACCCGUACAGCGCGGCCCAUUACAGCACCCGAACAGAGCGGCGAGUUACAGCACCCGUACAGCGCGGCCAGUUACAGCACCCGAACAGAGCGGCGAGUUACAGCACCCCUACAGCGCGGCCCGUUACAGCACCCGAACAGAGCGGCGAGUUACAGCACCCGUACAGCGCGGCCCGUUACAGCACCCGAACAGACCGGCCAGUUACAGCACCCGUACAGCGCGGCCAGUUACAGCACCCGAACAGAGCGGCCAGUUACAACACCCGAACAGAGCAGCCAGUUACAGUUCCCUACAGAGCGGCCCGUUGCAGCACCCGAACAGCGUGGCCCGUUACAUCACCCAUACAGCGUAGCCCGUUACAGCACCCGAACAGCGCGGCCCGUUACAGCACCCGAACAGCACGGCCCAUUACAGCACCCGUACAGCGCGGCCCGUUACAGCACCCAUACAGCGCGGCCCGUUACAGCACCCGAACAGAGCGGCCAGUUAUAGUUCCCUACAGAGCGGCAUGUUUCAGCAACCGAACAGCGUGGCCCGUUACAGCCGCCGAACAGCGUGGCCCGUUACAGCACCCGAACAGCACGGCCCGUUACAGCACCCGUACAGCGUGGCCCGUUACAGCACCCGAACAGCGCGGCCAGUUACAGUUCCCUACAGCAUGGCCCGUUACAGCACCCGAACAGAGCGGCCCGUUACAUCACCCGUACAGCGCGGCCCAUUACGUCACUCGAACAGCACGGCCCGCGACAGCACCCGAACAGACCGGCCCGUUACAGCACCCGAACAGCGCGGCCCGUUACAGCACCCGAACAGCGCGGUCCGCUACAGCACCCGACCAGACCGGCCCGUUACAGCAUCCGUACUGACUGGCCCGUUACAG
Messenger RNA from Chiloscyllium plagiosum (whitespotted bambooshark), 3491 nucleotides. Lineage: Eukaryota; Metazoa; Chordata; Chondrichthyes; Orectolobiformes; Hemiscylliidae. The record is from RefSeq and is a predicted model, not a curated record.